UAUGUAGACGAACAUACAGCGCACUUUCCCACCGAGUUUUUGUUCGGCUGCGCGACUGGUUGAGUCCUAUCAAUUGUGCAUAAAAGUGAGCUAGGCUGCACUGAGGGGAACAUAAGGAGACGACGGAGGCGCUUCAGCCCGGAAAAGAAAGAUAGCCUACCGUCUCUCUCUCUCUUUCUCACACACACACACACCACCACAGCCGCGCCCGGAUCGCAUCCUACAGCACAGCGCUCUCCCUGCUCUCCUGCUAUAGCAUGGCCAGUUCGAGUAAAGCGACUUUAAUCUUGCUCAUCUACGGAAUCUUAAUGCACUACAGCGUCUUCUGCACACCUAUCGGACUAAGUUACCCUAAGAUUAGACUUGAAAACGACGCCUUCGAUGAGGAUGGGAAUUCAUUAUCCGACAUGGGUUUUGAUAGCGAUCAGAUUGCUAUACGAAGCCCACCAUCCCUAAACGACGACGCGUACACUCUAUACUACCCACCAGAGAAGAGACCAGAAAGGCAUGCUGAGGAAGAAUUAGAUAGAGCCUUGAGGGAGAUCCUGGGUCAGUUAACAGCGAGACAUUAUCUGCAUUCUCUGAUGACAAUUCGUGCAGGUGACGACAACAGCAUGGAGGACGAGUCAGAGCCCUUAUCCAAAAGACAUUCAGAUGGGAUCUUCACCGACAGCUACAGUCGCUAUAGAAAGCAGAUGGCCGUGCAGAAAUACCUGGCAGCGGUUCUGGGAAGAAGGUACAGACAGAGAGUUAGGAACAAAGGACGCCGACUUGCCUAUUUGUAGCGUUGUUAAAGCGCCCAAACUGCCCUCCUGUGUAUAUACAUCCAGUCGUUAAAUCAUUCAGAUAUAUCUGACCAACCAGUGGAUUGCGCCUGUGUUCUUUCAACAUGUAUUUAUGUAUGAAGUAAAGCCAUUAAAAUGAAUAUUUUAAUAAUAAUAUCGUUUUUUUUUCUUUUUGUACAAAAGCACUUGAUACCGCACAGUUAUACUUUGUGGACCAAUAUUUUAUUUUCAUGUUAAGAUGUUGAAAACAAAACAAAAUGACUCCAAAAAAAAAAAAAAAAAAAAAAAAA
Molecule: messenger RNA, 1075 nt
Organism: Toxotes jaculatrix (banded archerfish)
Lineage: Eukaryota; Metazoa; Chordata; Actinopteri; Toxotidae
Gene: adcyap1b
Product: adenylate cyclase activating polypeptide 1b
Exons: 5
Coding region: 258-785 (175 amino acids)
Biological process (GO): adenylate cyclase-activating G protein-coupled receptor signaling pathway; neuron projection development; regulation of protein localization
Cellular component (GO): extracellular region; perikaryon; neuron projection
Molecular function (GO): peptide hormone receptor binding; neuropeptide hormone activity; pituitary adenylate cyclase activating polypeptide activity
Source: RefSeq, a predicted model, not a curated record